CACCAUGCCUUGUUCGCCAGUAGGCGGUGCAGUGCUACUGAUGUCAGGAGGCGUAGUCUGUGCCGAGGAUCGCUGGGAGUUUGCUGACUGUCCCUGGAUAAGCGUGAUGCUGGAGAACGACAGCACAGGUGGAGGUGUGAUACCCUGAAGUCAGAGGUCAUGAGGAAGUUGCCCAGCUAACACAAACUGAUCUGCCAUGGAUAUCCUAUACAGAACUGAGAGUCCUUUGGGGGACUCCCUGUCCAUGGACCCUCCAGUAAAUGAGACUGAGCAAUGUUAUAAAGCGCAUUCACACAGCACAGUUCUGCAGGGGCUUCCAUUUGGUGGGAUCCCUACUGUGCUAGCCAUCAACUUCCUGGCUUGGCUGGUUCUACUGCUAAUAUUCUCCUGCCUAAGGAAGGCUGCUUGGGACUAUGGACGUUUGGCAUUGCUGAUAGACAAUGACAGCCAUGCCUUGCAGCGCAGGUGGACAUCAUAUGAUCUCACUUCUCUGUUUUACGGGGAGCCUAGUGAAAAAGAGAAAUCGCCCUGUGAGAUCAGUCCUUCUGAAGCAAGCACCAAAGAUGUGGGCCUGUGUUCCUGGCUCAGCUCCAUUUAUCAAAUGAAGGAUGAGGAGAUUCAGAGUAAAUGUGGAUCAGAUGCUAUUACGUACUUGUCUUAUCAACGUCAUCUUCUGGUGGUGCUGCUGGCUGUCUGUUGCAUCUCAGUGGCCAUCAUACUGCCUGUUAACUUCUCUGGAGAUAUGCUAGGUGACAGUCCAGCUCAGUUUGGCCGAACCACCAUCGUCAAUGUACCUACUAAGGAUCGUUUCCUUUGGCUGCACAGUGUUUUUGCACUUGUCUAUUUUCUCUUCUCAGUGCUGUGUAUGCGCCAUCAUACCUCUUCACUGCACUACAAAGAGGAUGACAAGGUUGCAAGAACACUGAUGAUUACAAAAAUCCCAAGCGAGAUCUCAGAUGCAUCACUGUUUACUAAACAUUUCCAUGAGGCCUAUCCCAGCUGCACUGUAACAGAUGUCCAAUUUUGCUAUGAUGUGCGUCACCUAAUGAAGCUGGAUAAAGAGAGGCGGCGAGCUAUGAAAGGACGCAUGUAUUUUGCUGGUCGUGCUCAAAAAGAAGGGAAAAUUCAGAUCAAAAUUCACCCAUGUGCCAGACUUUGCCCAUGUGAUUGCUGUGGCUUUCAGCAGGUGGAGGCUGAGCAGUAUUAUGGGGAGCUGGAAGAGAGACUGACAGAUGAAUUUACAGCAGAAAGGAAUCGGAUUACUCUGAAGAGGCUGGGUGCUGUAUUUGUCACAUUUCAGGAUGAAAGAAUGACAGCAGUGAUAAUCAAAGAUUAUAACAGACUGCCCUGCCACAGAGCACCUCAGCAAUCGUCAGUCACCCCGUUGCUAAAAUCACAUAAGUGGAAGGUACAUUAUGCCCCAGCACCAAGUGAUAUCAUUUGGGAGAACCUGGCGGUGUCUGGAGCAUUGUGGUGGUUUCGGUUCUUGGCUUUGAACCUGUUGCUGUUUGUUCUGCUCUUCUUCUUGACAACACCUGCUGUCAUAGUCAGCACCAUGGACAGAUUCAAUGUUACUUACCCAGUGGAGAAACUGCGAAACCCUGUUAUCACUCAAUUCCUUCCAACGUUUCUCCUCUGGAUGUUUUCUGUGUGCCUCCCUUUCUUGGUUUACUAUUCAGCUUUCUUCGAAUGUCACUGGACAAGAUCCAGUGAAAACCAGCACACAAUGCACAAAUGCUAUUUCUUUCUUGUAUUCAUGGUUAUUGUCUUGCCUUCUCUGGGUCUAACAAGUUUGAAUCUAUUCUUUCGCUGGUUGUUUGACAUUCACUUUUUGGAUGAAGCAAACAUAAAAUUCCAGUGUGUUUUCCUUCCCAAUAAUGGGGCAUUCUUUGUGAACUAUGUGAUCACAGCCAGUCUCAUUGGCACUGCCAUGGAGUUGCUUCGAUUCCCAGGGCUCACAGUGUAUGCAGCACGUCUUUGCCUUGCUAGGACAGAGCCAGAUCGCCUUCAUGUUAAACGGAACCAAGCCUAUGAGUUCCAGUUCGGACUUGAGUAUGCUUGGACCACAUGUGUCUUCUCUGUGGUUAUGGCAUACAGCAUUACAUGUCCUGUAAUUGUUCCUUUUGGACUCAUAUACAUGCUUCUGAAGCAUAUGACCGAUAGAUAUAACAUAUACUAUGCCUACAUUCCUACAAAGCUGAGUCCUGGACUGCACAAGGCAGCUGCCUACCAAAUGCUUGCAGCUCCUGUACUUUGCAUAUUCUGGUUAUUGUUCUUCUCAGUACUGCGUCUGGGUUCCACGCACCCAGUCACUUUGUUUACCUUUGCUGUCCUCCUCUUUUGUUUACUUUUCUCUACUUUUGGGCUUUGUCUCAAGAAGCUGCAACCAAACAGACCAUCCAGUUAUCAGAUGUCUGAACCCAAUGAGGGGAUCAUCCAAGAUACAGAACGAAGCAGCAUAUCCUCCACAAUCCAGUCCAAUGUGUUUGUAGCUUCUGUCCUGCAAGAGCAAGAGCUUUCUCCAUUGGCCUCCCCUGCACAUGCCUCAUAUGGAGCACUGGAGACCCGCACAGACACUCCUGGUGAUGAGCAGGAGACAACCCCUGAGUCCAUGGUGGGGGAUACCUGCCACUGAGUAAAUCUAAGGAGUGCCAAACAUGACAAGUUGUAGCACGCUCGAAGGAUAUUGGCAGUGCUUAUAUUUGGUUUUAUUUCUUUAUUUUCUAAAGACUUUGUGAGCCAGUAGCAAGCUUCUCCUUGUCCGUGCAUGGGCAUAAGAGUCUUUCUGUGGGCCAGUUUUAGACAGUCUUUGUCUAUAUCUUGGCAAAGUUAAGUCAGUAAUUGGAGACCAGCACUGAGCUCCUCUCAGGAAAGUGUGGGCGAGAAUUGGAGCCGUUCUCCUUGGCAGUGUGUGUGCUAUAAAGGAGCUUUGAGCCUGGGCAAAAUGCAGACCAGUUUGUUAUGAGCAGUACAUGGAUCAUUCUCAGACCAGUGAAUUAAUUUUCUUAAAAUGUUACAUGGGUCAGUUCCACUGUAAUGGUGCAUGUCCAUUCAGUAUUAACAAGCAAGAGCAAACACAAGACAAAUGCCGUUUUGUGAUUAACAGCAGCUAUUAUUUUAUGCUGCAUUGUUUGUAAAGGGAUUCACUAAAAUAACUGAGUACUAGUAUAAAUAGUUCUCUUUAUAUAUUCAUUUUGUUGCUGUGUAACAAUGCAAAGCGAUGCAAUUGCCAGUGAGUUGUCAGUCCCAUGGUAAAUUCAGUAUUCAAGAGAUCCAGACACUCUACUCUGUCACUGGAACUCCAGUACAAGCUGCAUUAGAGACUCAUUGCCGGUCUAACCAGCUGCUGCUGCUGCUUAUUUCAUAAUCCUUGCUGAUAUUUGUCAGGAAUGGCGUGAGUAGCAAGACACAGACCCAUCAUUACAGUACAUUGUUAUCCAUUUAAAUGCUCACUAAUCAGAAAAUCUGAACCUAAAGACAUUUGCCUUUAUUGAAAUGUAAAUUGUAUUGUUAUAUAAAACAGAAUCACUUUAAGAUGCCUUAAUAUCUACUAGCAAGCUGUGCCCAAGGAUCUACAAUAGAGACAUUAUUGUACAGAGAGCUGAGAUGUGAAAUCUGUAAUGUCCUUUGGAGCAGAAUGUGACUAUGUUGAAUCUCUGGGAUGUAUAUACUGUACCACCACUAAUUUCUUCAUUUUACCCAAUCUAUCACACAUUGUCUUUCUGCUGUCAGUGGCAAAUAUAGUAGUUACUUGUUCUGCAGAAGAAAAUCCUUUUUAGGAUUCCCCUCUCUAACAUACAGUUAUUGGAAAAAUAUGCUUCAGCCAGGACCCCCAUCUGACUCUCCAUGCUCCUGAGGCCCCUGUAGCCCUGAGUUUCAUUCAGUAGCACUAACUCAUAAACUGCCUUUCUGCUCUCUCACAGACAUACUGGGAACACAUUUAAUAAGGAGGCACAGAGCAUUUAACCAUUCAAAAUAUGUAACUUUAUUAAUCACAAUGUACGUGAAGGGUUAGUGAGUGAGGGAAAAUAAUGCAUGUGUUUCAUAUCUCCCAACAGACACUUCAUCAGACAUAGAAAAUAACAUUUGCAGUUUUGAUACUCACUUAUUGUAAUACAAUUCCAUUGACAUUUCUGGGAUACCAUUGGGAAUGCUUGUUACCUGAGGUUUUCCAGGGGAUAUUUGCGCAAUUUUUAUAGCAUGAAGUAAACCUAAUGGGGUUGUUUUGCCACCAAUAUGGAUUCAUGCAGUUUAGUUACCAUCAAUUACAAGGUACUGUUUUAUUAUUCCAGAAAAAAAAGGAAGUAGUUUUUAAAAAUGAGAUUUAUUUGUGUGAGUUGUCAGCCUUUCCAUAAAUCUGGCUAAGGGGUUCCAGAUAUCAUAUCUUUACAUUGUGAAGCACCAAGCAGCAGGGUAUAGAGAAGAGCCAUUGCUAGUACUUCAGCUUUCAUACAGCCAUUUCUUUUAUAUUGCUAAUUUUACUGGCAGCUACUGCAUCCCUUUAGUUUCCAUAAAAGUGUAAGACUGAAGUGUAGAGGUCACGGUGCAGAAGGGGGUGGAACUAUGGCACUUUCCAUAGCUAGAUUGUCAUAAAAGUAGCAAGGAAUAUACAGAAACAAAAACAGAAGGCAGGCACAUCUGGUAACCGAAAAAUGUGAAUAAAGUCUGGAACGGCAGCUUGUAGUCUUGAUAAAAGUUAAUGUUUUAUUUCAAUCCAUAUAAAACAACAACAGCAGUAGCCUUACACCUUUCGUACCUAGAGGGUACUUAGUCAUAGGCUGCUUUUUCAUCACAAAGACAUACACUAUUUAAAGUCCUGGUGGCCAAUCAGGAAAUCCCACAAAGGAUAGGCCAAUCACAUUAUACUUUUCAUUUAUUUGCACAACCAAUUGUAAAGAGUCACAAAGUAGCCAAUCACCUUAGUAGAGAAAAAAACUUUAGUGAUGAGUCAUAAGUAAUUUUUUCUCUACUUUCUCUGCCAUGUGCAGUAGUCAGUUGCUUGAGGAGCCAAUGAACCUGUCUGUAUGUUUUUGAAGUGUGGAAGGAAACCAGAAAAUACGGAGGAAGCCCAUAAGGACAAAAUGACACUAUACAGUCUCCUUGCAGAUAAAAAGAGGCCCGGCCCAAUCUAGCCCAGGUCCCCAGCACUACAUAAGCACGUCCUGCACACUCCAUAAUACCAUUAAAUGGCUCCUUUUUCUUUCAUUUCUAGGCACACACGUUCCGCUUCACACAUACAUAUACACUACCUCUAUUUGCCAGCCUAAUUCUGCAUUCCAUCACCACACCUUAUUAAUAUUCAGCUGUAAUAUACACACUUGCCACAAGGGGCAUUCAAGUGCCACUGGUCCUUGAAGCUACCAAUGAUUGAAUGUUAAUGUUAGAUGCAAGCCUUCCAGACUACCUUUAAUUCUAGAAUAAGAAGUUGGUUUAUUGGCAGGUGCAGGAUUGAGGUGUCACUUACUCUUGGGGGUGAUGGCACAAACUAUAUUUGUUGAGUUAAAGUGCUGUUGAAACUGGUGUAAAUACAAUCUCGAUAUUCACAGAAAUCUGCCAAAAUUCUGAUUUAACUUUAACCACUUUUCAUUAAUGGUGCAAGAAAGACAGCUUACAGAAACUUGAAUAUGUCAUUAAAACAAAACAAAAAAGAGAAGAAAAUAACAGAAGCAAAUACACAGAAAAUAACAUUUUAAUGACAUUUUUAAAAUGGAGUAAAGAUAAAUUAUCUGUGCCCCCAUAUUAUGCCCAGAACUAUGGAGCUGCUCAGCGGUGUUUCCCACCACCUUUAGCGGUGUCGCUUCUGUGUACAUACAGACUGGGAGCAAAUUUGGGCUCAAAACUGGGAUCUUAGGCUUCUGCACAUGUUCAUAGUAGAGUUUUAUGAUGGGAAAGGAAGUUACAUGGCCUACGAUGGUGGUGUGACUGCAGUUCUGGAUGCACAAAGGGCCACAGUUCAUACGGUACAAGUGUGGCUGGGGAGAGGGCAUGACAGAUUUGUGCACUGGCACUAAAAGUAGAAAUUUGCCUGGUUUCACGUCACCUUUAUCAGAAGACAACACCUAACAGGCUGGGACGCUGCUGAGAAGCUCGCCUCAGGCAGCAGCACCAUGAGGCUACCAGGGGUGGCAAAAAGCUGCUCCUAGUAACUUCAAGAACCGAGAUUCAAUACCAGGACCAUCAGGUGACUAAAGACCCACUAAGCUACUUAGUAGCAGCUACUUGUCGAGGCUACUUAACACCAGAAAACACCCUGCCAUAGACAAUACUGAGAAUUGCCUCUGCUAAAACACACACAGAGACAAUUAUCAGUAAAUGAUCAGCAGUGUCUAUUUUUGUAGCUGCUACUAGUAGCUAUGUGUGUCUUCACCCUUAGAGGGGACAGACUGGGCAUCCACAGUGUUUUACCUAACUUGGGAAGCUGGGUAUUUGAUAACUAUGUUGGUGUUCACUGAAAGAGAAUGCUACUGUAUAAUUAUACUCCUUUUCUAAAAGCCAAGGGCACCUAUUAGAUGUUUUUACCAAGGGCCAGCCCUGACAGCUGGAAUUGCUUUGGUACCUACACCCUGGAUGCCAGAGAUCUGUAUUCAUUCUAUUUUCUGUCUCAUUCAUUGUUUUAUCUCUUCUCCUCAAUAUCUCCUUCCUCCAUGGCUGUGUAUUUAUCCGUGCAUGGGGAGAGGCCCAUUUUGCAUUUGAAAAAAAUAUUAAAGAAGUUGCUGAUUUUUGCCAAAUAUAAUUUUGAAUGAAA
Xenopus tropicalis (tropical clawed frog) is the source of this 6745-nucleotide messenger RNA. RefSeq names its product transmembrane protein 63C (gene tmem63c). NCBI's taxonomy places the organism in Eukaryota, Metazoa, Chordata, Amphibia, Anura, Pipidae. The coding region runs from base 197 to 2635 and encodes 812 amino acids. Gene Ontology annotation, molecular function: calcium-activated cation channel activity. Gene Ontology annotation, cellular component: membrane. The transcript is spliced from 25 exons. Gene Ontology annotation, biological process: monoatomic cation transmembrane transport. The record is from RefSeq and is a predicted model, not a curated record.